Molecule: messenger RNA, 3343 nt
Organism: Camellia sinensis
Lineage: Eukaryota; Viridiplantae; Streptophyta; Magnoliopsida; Ericales; Theaceae
Source: RefSeq, a predicted model, not a curated record
AUUUGACACGGUAGCCGCAGUCACUGUAACGGAGCUACAAUAAUUUAAUUGUCGGCAUACCCGGUUCAAAUCUUCGGAUCAUCCGAAUUCAAUUUAUUUUCUCCCAACGAUAAAAUAAAAGUUGUAUCUAAAUCUUAUCAUCUUCCUCUGCUUCAUGUUGACUAAAACUUCAGCAAAUCAGAUCUUUUGCAAAAUUUCCGAACCACAUUGAUCUCAGUCUCAGUCUCCUUGCAGAGUUCUCUCUCAGUUCUUUCAAGGGCGCUUCUUGCAACUCGUCAUGAUCGGUAAUUCGUUGGGGGGAGGUUGAGACAGCCAAGAUUGCGCUUUUAUUUUCCAUCUGAUUUCUGUCUUCUUUCUUGCGGGAUUGCCAUCAGAUUACAGAACUUCUCAUCUGUAAUUUGUAGCCACCAAAGCAAAGAUGGCAGAGAUUGCUCUUGCCGGAGCUACUGCAGUCCUCAGACAAACCGUCGGUGUACUUGGCAAUCUAGUUUUAAAAGAAGGUUCUCACUUGUGUCAUUUGCGAGAAGACAUUGUUUGGAUUGAACGUGAGAUGAGGCAUAUUCAAGCCUACUUGGAGGAUGCUGAAGCCAAACAAGGGGGAAGCAGAGCAGUGGCCAACUUGGUGAUUGAUAUUCGAGAUCUUGCUUGUGAUGUGGAGGACAUUAUGCAGAAAUACUUCCCCCGGAUAGCAUCACUCAGAGGGAAGAAGUUUUUGGGUUGUCUCAAGAGUGCCACUUGUAUUGUCUGCUAUGGUUAUGACGCUCGUAACUUUGCUGUGGAGAUUGAAGGGAUCAAAAGAAGAGUUGAGGAUAUCAAUCGUGCCAGACAAACUUACGGCAUCAAUGAAUCUAGUGGUAGUGGUGGGAGAGACAUGUGGGAUGAAAGACGAUCUUUUCCCCAUAUUGAUGAACCAAAUGUUGUUGGUUUUGAAGAACACAUUGAAGAUUUGGUGGCAAAAAUGCUCAAUAAAGAAUUACAAUGUUGUGUGAUCUCAAUAAUUGGCAUGGCAGGGCUAGGCAAAACAACUCUUGCUAAGAAAAUUUUUAAGUCCGCUCAACAUAAUUUUGAACUUUCUGCAUGGAUUUAUGUUUCUCAGCAACCAAAUAUAAAAGAACUUUUACGAGACAUUGCACGACAAGUUGGCUUAGAGAAAGAGAAGUGGGAGGAGAACGUCGAGGUCAAUUUGUUUACAUUCCUUAGCCAACACAGAUAUGUAAUAGUCCUUGAUGAUACAUGGCAUAUUGACACAUGGGAUGCUAUGAAGAAUGUAAUCCCUACCAAUACGAAGAAUGGGAGUAGAAUAAUUCUCACUUCUCGAAACAAUUAUGUGGGUACUCAUGUCGGCGGGAAUAGCUCUCUACAUGAAUUGCGGCCUUUAAAUGAAGAAAACAGCAGAAAACUCUUCUUUAAAAUGGUUAUGGUAGAAGCAAGUGAUCCCCCUCAGCUGGAGACUAUUGGUGAACAAAUAUUAAAAAGAUGCGGUGGUGUACCACUGGCAAUUGUACUAGCAGCAGGAUUGUUGUUAUUAAGAGAGAGAUUAGAAAACGCAUGGAAGGGGAUACUCGAGGGCAUGGGGCAAGAUGAUGAUCAAUGCUCAGAAAUCUUUGGACUGAGUUACAAAGACUUGCCUACAAAUUUGAAACCAUGUUUUCUAUACUUUGGACUUUUUCCGGAGGACCAUGAAAUUUCUGCAUUCAAAUUAGUUAAUUUAUGGACAGCUGAGGGAUUUAUACGAGGUAGUGGAGUGAGAGAGGUUGAGGAUGUGGGGGAUGAUUAUCUAAAUCACUUGAUUGUGAGGAACUUGAUUCAAGUUGUUCAAAGGAGGUUUGAUGGAAAGGUUAGGAGUUGUCGCAUUCAUGAUAUUUUGCACGAUCUUUGCAUUCGGGAGGCCAAGGAAAUUAAUUUCUUUAACACUCAAAAUGAUGUAAUCACCUGUAAUCAUGGAACGGGUGUACGUAGAGUCACUACUCAUGGUAGUAAUUUCGAGGACUACAUUUCUUUGAAUUAUCGAACUCCAAAGCUUCGUUCUAUGCUAAGUUUUAGUGGAGAUCUAAGGUUCGUAAGGAGGGAAAUGGUUAAGAAUUUUCUUCGAGACUUUGAAUUUCUUCGAGUUCUAAGUGUUAAGUGUGAAUAUUUGUGGGGCCGUCUUCCAAAUGAAGUUGGCAAUUUGAAGAACUUGCAUUACCUUGGAUUGGGAUCCAGAAAUUCUAUAGAAAUUCCUCACACCAUAAGCAAUCUGAAAGGUUUGCUAACCUUUGAUGUUCAAGGUAGCGGUGGUUGUGUCAUCCUUCCUGAUGUUUUUUGGACUAUGAAGCAACUAAGACAUAUACUCUUACCUCGUUCCUGCAAGGUUCCUUCGUUCUGUGGGAUCAACUUGGAUAGAAUAUUUUAUCGAACUGAAAUUUGUUUACCAAAUCUCCAAACCCUAUAUGGGUUGACAGAAGAAGUGGGGUGCAAUUUCAGUUUUUUGCACAAACUUGUCAAUUUGAGAAAGUUAGGUGUUAAUAAUUCGUCUACGCGUAUCAUUGAGAUAUUGUCAGACCCAACACUUGUACUAACCAAGCUUGAAAAGUUGUCGUUGUCGGGUUUCAUCAGUGGUGAGAAAUUAGGAACAUGGAAUUUGUCUCAAUAUGAGAAUCUUCUUAGCCUGAAGCUGGAGUGCAUUGGGUGGUGGAACUCUAAGUUGCCUCAACAUGACACACUUCCCCCAAACCUUACCAACCUUGCCCUUUCCUUCAAUUAUUUAGAAGACGACCCAAUGGAGACUCUAAAGAAACUCCCUAAACUAAAGAUUCUAAAAUUAUACCACGGGUCAUAUAUGGGGAGCAAGAUGGUUUGCCCCGGAGCACCUGGUUGUAACUUUCCUCAACUUGAAGUAUUGAAAAUUGAGCGUUUGGAAAAACUAGAGGAGCUCAUAGUUGAGGAAGGAGGAAUGCCACGACUCAAGGAACUUGGCUUCUUUGGGUGCAUUCCAAUAACUACGGUUCCAGAUAGAAUAAAAAACAUAAUGAAGAUACAUAAUGAUAUACCGCUUAGAAGAUUAUUCCGCUACUACGAAAUUCGGCUGGAUAAGGCGGAUUCUCUAUGAAUACGCCGAAGACACAAAUUCUUGCCUUGAACCUGGUUAUUUGGUGAAGCUGUUCUUCUCUUAUCCUUGCGGGACAUUUGAUAGUUUGAUUGGUUUGUUUGUUGUAAUUUGUAAUGGCUGUGUCUUUGUAAUUUGGUAUUUGUGAUUUGCAUUGUAUUUUUAUUUACAUGUGUGUAAUUUGAACUUAUUAUUGGUGUGUAUAUUGGUGUCUACUAAACUGACUCAAAUGAAUGAAUGUGUAAACCUAAUUUGGUA